AUGUCCGAAACGCAUCGUGGAAGAAAAUAUUGGCUCUGCUGGCUACUAAUUUUGUUUGCGUACAACCGACAACAUUCCACUCUUCAACCUUCCGCCUUUGACAGCGCCAAGACGAUGAAGACACCCUUCCUGUUGUUGCUGCUCCUUGCCCAUGGCCAUGCAAAAGAGCUCAUUGCUACUGACGAAUGGCAAAAGGUAGGAGACACCGAUACAUUGCCAGCUGGUCUUGAGAUCCGAAUGGACCUUACGAAUGGCGGAAAAUGGGCUCGGCUACUGCAGAAAGAAAUCGAUCCGCCUAAUCAUUCGGAACUACAGCCACACGAAAAGCGCUGUGGUCCAAGCUGCAAAGAGCGUCAAGAGGCAAGAGCGGAAAAGCGUAGAGCCGCCGGGUUCAUGUUGAGAGAGCCAAGUCAUCAUCAGCACUCCAGACGACGACAACAAGAAACGGAUGUGGACAUCGAAUUUGGUGGCUCUGCUAGUAGUUCGAGUCUCUUUCAUGCAAUGAUUGUUUUUGUGGCCGGAUUGGGCAUUGGUCUGGGUGUGGCGACAAGAUUUCGAAGAAAGAGUGGGAGCUUGCACGAGUCCUAGCCUUGCUGGUUAAAACCUAACUGCGGGUACCGCACAAAUGCUCAAGCCUUCCAGGUUCCUGUUGUGUUCGAUCUUGCCAGCUGGAAGACAUGAAAUGUCUGUGGGGAUCAUCACCAGUACCGAAGAAGUCAACUGGAAUCGAAUCAUAUUAAAAUUUCUUCUUUAGGAAAGUCGGCCGCGAUUUGUGGAGGAGAGUACGUACCUGCGGCAAUUCUUGCAUUGUUCCUGCGAACGGAUUGAAUGUUUCAACCGGCAAGGCAGCAGAAACAUUUCGUCACCCAAAGGCCGAGAACAAGUCUGGGAAAGCCCUCUUCAACGUGCCUAAAGCAAUGAGCAAAUAUGCUCCAACAAAAUCUUGUAUGUGCACAUGAUGGCAGGAGGAAACUGUAAACAGCAUUCGUACUAAUCAGCAGGGAGAGUGGCAACUCCCAGCAUGCCAUGGGAUGAGAUGGAGCAGAAGAGAGCAGGUUCAACUUUGACUAUACUGGUAACGUGGAGUGUAACUUAUGCAACUAUGGUCCUGGUUUCUGGUUGGAAGGACUAUACCUUUUGUGCAUUCUGAGCGAUACUCGUGAUGCGCUACAACGUGGCCUGUGAAGGGGGGAUGGAAGGGAGUGCAUUUCUGAGCACUUCCUGCGGUAUAGGAGACAGGUGAACGGGUAGAAGUUAAAGGAAUAGUGGGACCAUAUCUCCUUGGCAAGAGACAGGUUGAUACCUUAGUGCCUGCUGCAAUCCGCUACCAGUACUGUGCGAGGCGAAAGGCAAAACAUGAGUUCCCUCUGCCUAUCCUUCUGGAGCCUUGUCUACUACAAUAGUACGUUGUGGUUUCCCGGUUCAUGAGUGGAUGGACAAUCCUUUCGCUGUGUUGGCCUGUUUAGUCCACCAUCACUUUCUAGGUGGUACCGGUACAGCGUGUCCUCAUCCCUGGUCAUGCUUCGCAUUGCAAACGGAUGUCGUCUGACUACUUGAGGGCACUCGUCAAUCUGAACGAAUCAAGCCAUUAUCGGCUCAUAAGUGUCGGUUGACAGCUUCCGAUUGGUGCUGGUACUUCCAAUGAAGGAUUUUCCUAACGUCUUUAAGAGUCUACAACAGAGUG
This is a messenger RNA of Seminavis robusta, 1684 nucleotides long. The record is from the annotation of a GenBank genome assembly. NCBI's taxonomy places the organism in Eukaryota, Bacillariophyta, Bacillariophyceae, Naviculales, Naviculaceae.